CCAAUGCUCUAGCCACUUCACCACCUAACUGCCCCUCUAAUGGAGAAGACAAUAUGUAAACAGAUAGGCACUUACAAGAUAGAGAUGGGCUCUAGCAAUUGGAGGGGAAGGGAACUGAGAAAGGCCUCCUGCCAAAGGGGACAUUUGAGCUGACUUCUGAAGGAAGACAGGGACUCUGAGAAGGGAAGGGAGGAAGGAGAGCAUUCCAGGCAUGGGGGACAACCAGUGGAGAAGCACAGAAUCCAAGUAGAGUGUUAGGUUUGAGGAACAGCAAGUGGGCCUGUGUUGCUGGAUUGUAGAGUGAAGCAUAGGAAGACUACAGAGGUAUGAAGGGACCUGGUUGUAAAGAGCUUUAAGCAACAAAGGACUUUAUAUUUGAUCCAGGAUCUAAUAGGGAGUUCCCAGACUUAUUGACUAAGAAGGGGUAACAUGGUCAGACCUACACUUUAGGCAUAUCACUUUGGCAGCUGUGUGGAGAAUAUGCAAGGACCAUUUUUUUUUAAGUAAAAACGAUACCAAAAAGAAAACUCAAGAUCUGUCUGUAUAAUGGUGGAAACAGUUCUAACAAUUUUCCUUCAGAGCAGCCAGAGGCCUAAGAAAUUCUCCAAAACCUAGCAACAACAGUGAGCUGGCCGCUGCCAGUGCCACCGCUGCUGACCAUAAGGGAGGUGAGACUGGGGCGGGCGCUGCCCGCUGGUCCGUAGGCAAGAGGUUACAGCAGGAAUUGAUGACCCUAAUGAUGUCUGGUGACAAAGGAAUCUCUGCCUUCCCAGAGUCAGACAAUCUCUUCAAGUGGGUUGGGACAGUAUAUGAAGACCUAAGGUACAAGCUCUCCUUGGAAUUCCCCAGUGGCUACCUAUAUAAUGCUCCCACUGCGAAAUCUGUCACACCUUGUUACCAUCCUAAUGUGGAUCCCCAAGGCAAUAUCUGUUUGGACAUCCUCAAAGACAAGUGCUCAGCUCUGUAUGAUGUCAGGACCAUCCUGCUAUCUAUCCAGAGCCUGCUGGGAGAACCCAACAUUGACAGCCCAAUGAACACACAUGCUGCUGAACUUUGGACAAACCCCACUGCCUUUAAAAAGUACCUGCUGGAAACCUACAUGAAGCAGGUGACUAGCCAAGAGCCCUGACCCUGGCUGCCCAGCCCUACCUUCCUUCAUCUUGUGUGUAUGUGUAUGUGUGUGUCUAUCUUUUUCCCUUCCUCAUAACCUGUCUUCUCCUCUUUUCUGUACAGGACUCUGUUUCAUAGACUGUUUUCCUUUCCUUUUUUUUUUCUUAAACUCUUGUCCGGCCCUCAAUAUUAAUGUAUAAAUAAAUAAAGUUUUGUUGUUAAAAACAAAAACAACCUAGCAACAAAUUGGUGAAUAGCAUUGGUCUCUUGAACAUAGCCUCAGGAAAUUAACCACAUUUUUCUAUAUGAUUUACAAAAACUAUCAACAACUAAAAUUAAAAUAUCAAAAAAUGCUACAAAUCACUGAUAAGAAAAAUGGAAAUGAACACAACCAUAAGGUUUCACUUCACACUCCUCAAAUUGGCAAAAAUAGAAAUAGUUAACAUUGAAGGGCUUUGAGAAAACAGGCACACUAGUAAACCAUUGGUGGAACUGUGAAUUGGCCCAACUAUUGUGGAAAAUUUUGGAAUUAUGCUUAAAAGGAAAGAAAAGAAAAGAAAAGAAAAGAGGGGACUAAGGUGUUCUUAACCUCAAGUCCAUGGAUUUUAAGUGGUUCAUGGAUUUUUAAAAUAUUUUGAUAAUUGUAUUUCAAUAUAAUUGGUUUCCCUUAUAAUUCUAUGUAUUUUAUUUUAUGCAUUUAAUAAAAAAUAACACACCUGUGCAUUAUUUUGAGAAGGGUUCCAUAGUCUUCACCACACUGCCCAGGAGUCCAUGAUAUGCAAAAGAUUACAUACCCCAUAUUACUGAGAAUAGUAAUAAUAGUUAACAUUUAUUUAGUGCCUUACAAAUUUUAUCCUCCCAAUAACCCUGGUGGGUCCUA
Messenger RNA from Phascolarctos cinereus (koala), 1990 nucleotides. The record is from RefSeq and is a predicted model, not a curated record. Lineage: Eukaryota; Metazoa; Chordata; Mammalia; Diprotodontia; Phascolarctidae.